Limulus polyphemus (Atlantic horseshoe crab) is the source of this 3553-nucleotide messenger RNA. Its product is annotated as sin3 histone deacetylase corepressor complex component SDS3-like. Gene Ontology annotation, biological process: negative regulation of transcription by RNA polymerase II. The transcript has 11 exons. The record is from RefSeq and is a predicted model, not a curated record. NCBI's taxonomy places the organism in Eukaryota, Metazoa, Arthropoda, Merostomata, Xiphosura, Limulidae. Gene Ontology annotation, cellular component: Sin3-type complex. The coding region runs from base 682 to 1617 and encodes 311 amino acids. Gene Ontology annotation, molecular function: histone deacetylase binding.
ACCCGCACUUCUUAUUUGCAAUAUGUAAAUAGUCAAAAUCCGAGAAAUUUGAUUAAAAAUCUCAGGCUAAAGUUAUUUUUAUCACAAAUAUUAGGCCUAUUCAUCAGAUUUAGCGUUCAAGUUGUAAUUUCGCAGUUUUAUACAAGUUAACACUUUAAAAAUAUUUUAUUAUGCGCAUGCGUAAUGACACCUGAAUUUGUGCGGAAGAGCGUUAGAAGUUUGACGAAAUGGGAAUGAGAAUUGAUGUUACCAAUGGAUCAUGUGUUUAACUUUGAGCAAGAGGAAAGAAAAGUUGUCAUAUUGAAAGACUACUUCAAGUUUAUUAAAGACUAAAAAGAAAUAGAUAUCCUGGACUUCCCCUUGCUUUACCAUGUUUGGAUUACAGUCUUUAUUACACAACUGUGGCAUGUUGUAAAAAAAAAAUCAGUGUUUGUGAGACAUUAGUCUAAAGUAAAGGUAAAACUUAAAUAUCACGACCGUCGUAAAUGUUUGUUGUAUUUGCAAGUUUCUACGUCAACGCACUUAAUCAAGUUAAUGAUUGCCAAUUUUCAAAUAAAUCUUGAGGUGAAAUAUCCAUAACCAGGUGGAGGAGGUGUCUGUUUUGGUUAGGUAUUUAUUGCUGUGCUGAUAAUCAGCUUGUAAAGAUCUUCCAGAGACUUGUUCACUUGUUGCUAAAGGUUUAUGAUUAUAAUUAAGACCUUCAUCAUGAGUGAAUACGACUUUGAUGAUAACAGCCGUGAGUUUGAUGCUGAUCGGGACUCUGAUGAAGACACCGAAGAUGCCAGUGAGACUGACAUGGCAAAACAAGAACAAGAAUACACAGAAAUCAAAGAACAAAUGUACCAGGACAAAUUGGCUAACUUAAAAAAGCAACUUCAGCAGCUGCAAGAUGAGACUCAUCCAGAAUAUUUGCGUAGACUGAAAAAGCUAGAGCAAGCUUAUCAAGAAAGAUUGUUUUUGAAUGAAGCUUUCCAAUGUUAUGAGAUUGAACGGGUUGAAGCAGAAUACAUCAGUGAAAAAAAAGCUGCUGUUUGGGAGUUUGAAGACAAAAAAGUUGAAUUGCGUGAAAAUCUCAUAGCUGAACUGGAGGAAAAGAAAAGAAUUAUAGAGAAUGAAAGAAGCAACAUAGAACUAACAGGAGGCAAAUCACCUUACUACUCCAUUGAAGUCAAACCUGUAACAACAAGAAAAUUACGGAGAAGACCAAAUGAACCUCUUCCUGUACCAGAAAAAAGGAGGAAAGCCUCACCUGCUCAGCUUAAUUAUCUUUUGGAUGAAAAUGACAUUUUAGAAGACUUAAAGAUUCUGAAUAAGGGUAAACUUGCACCUGUUGGAUCAAAACAAGAAGGUAAUGAAACUGUGGCACAUUCUGAUCACUCAGGAUCAACAAUUGAAGCAAAAAUUGAAGAUGGGAAACUUUAUUUUGAAAAAAAAUGGUAUUUUCGAGGUCAACCAGUUUUUAUUGAAAACAAAGAUGUUGGCAAAUUUAAUGCUGUUAUCUCCACUGUAGCUUCUUCAGAAAUUUGGGUGAAAAGAGUUCCAGAAAAUAGCAAAUUAAGAAUUCAUUUAUCCCAGUUCCAAAAAGGAAAAUAUUCUAUUAGGCGACGGACACCAUGAGAAAAAGUUAUUACAAAAAUCAUUACAAGAAAUACAGAAGUAGAAAUUGUUACCUAUGCUCACUGUGGUGUGCACUUGAAAAGGAAAGCUGUCAGGAAGUAACAUGAGCAGAUUCACACAUCAUUUUUGUGAAAUCCCCAAAUAAUUAUCUGUUUUACCAGUACAUAAAGUAUCUAUAUUUGCCAUAUACUUUUAUUUCAAAGGUAUAUAACUUUUAAACGAAAUUUUGGUUAUUUACAGCUUUGCUUAUAAAGUUUGUUCUAACAAACUUAUUUUAUGAAAUAAUUUUUGAUUGAUGAUUGUUUUUUUCCCCCACAAUGUCUUGAAGUUAAAACACUGAGUAUUAUUAUUAUUUCACAGCAACUGUAAAUGUUAAAAGAGAUUAUGGUUGUUCAGCUGUUGCUUAUAAGUAAUGUACUUUUUUACUGAUAUGUAACUGAAUCUAAAAGUUAAAAAAACUAUUUAAAAAUCUCUUUGUAAAGAAGGAAUCAUAUCUAUUCAACAUAUUCACAUAUAUGUUAUUUGAAAACAAUGGAAUAAUUCAUAAUUAGAUAUAUUCCAAAUAACAUGCUGUAUCAAUAUCUUAGUAUUAUAAACUAUGACUUUGUAAUAAAUGAUAUUUAUUUGUUAUUGCAAGAAAAUCGUAGUUAUUUUUUAAUUGUCACAUGAAUAAUUAGGCAUUCCCAACUGCCAUUUUUUAAACAUGGUUUCUGCAAAUUCCUAGAGUAAUAAUUCUUAGUAUAUUUUCUCAUUUAUUAUUAAACAAAUAAUCUUAUGUUAACAACUAAUGACCAUCAACUGUAAAUAAUACAUUAAUAAGAAAAUUACAGUACUAGGAAAUAUCUUACUGGAUAUUGACAGCAAAGUAGCAAGUAAUAUAGGACACUGACCAGAAAAUUGUAUUUUUUUAAAAAUAAUACCAAGAAAUAAUUUAAGAAACAGUAAGUAAUGGUUGAAAAGUAAAAAACCUAAAAAAAGCAACAUAGGAUUUGAGAUAAGGGUUAGAUGUAGUUAAUAGUAAGUUCUAAGGAAUACUGGCAGAAAAAUGAAAGUUAAUGUGAGAAUUGUGGUUAAAAGCAUUUGAUUCUUUAAAGAAAAACAUCGGUUGGUCAGUAUUUGAAAUUUUACUAGAAAUGGUAGAUGACAGACAAGACAAAAUAUGCUGAAUUGAUGAUAAUGUUUCAAAGUAGAGUUGGUUGUUCCUAGUGCUAAGUAUAAUUUUUUUUUUAUUCUAUAAAAAAUAUGCUUUGAUUGUGCAUUGUUAGUUUACUAACGCAAAGUGUAGAAUUUAACCACAAAACUUUUUUGGUGCAUAAAAUGACAAAGCUAAACUCACUGGCGAAAAUACUGGAAACCUCUACCAAUAGAAUAGACUGGUUCUCCCUUUGUGUUUGUUCAAAGUAGACAUUUGUAUGUUGGAGGGUGAAAAAAAAAACAGCUAAGAGUCUAUGCGGUAUGGAGGCAUACAAUUAUUUUUUCAAUCUCAUUUUAAUAUUGAAAUUUUAAAAAUAAUUUAUUUAUUCUAGGUCUAUGCAGGUUUUCACAUAACACAUGGUCCAGAAAAUUGUUUGAUUAAUUUUGUUCUAACUGUCAGUGGUUCUUUGUUGUUCACUUCAGAUAUAAUCUGCUUCAACUGCGGAAAUACAGGUGUAACGCGUACAGUACAUUGUACGAGAAUGUCGUUGAUAGAUGUGCCAUUCACUGAUAGGGCCGAUGGUAUCUCGAGGUUACGCCCCUUGUUAGAUGAGAAUGCCCAGUCACUAUGAGUCAAUCCUAUGUUUCCUGUUAAGUAAGACACAUUAGAUAUAAUUACUACUACACGGUUUCUCAAAUGAGCUCAUUGGUUGUUGUGGAAACAUCUUGAGGGAAGAAAACCAAUUCAUAAAUUCACGAGUUCAGUGACAAGGCGACUAUCCGGUGUCCAGAAAACAAGUAU